AUGAUAUUACCAAUUGAGCAAUCGUCUUACGGUGAAAUUCAAAGGAUAGGCAUGGCUUGAUCAGACCUAAUACAGAGUAACCAAAAAUGGACGCGACAAUUUUUUUCAAACAGCUGGCAAAUGUUUAGAUAACACAAAGAUAUUAUCUCACUAUCACCAUUCCUAAUUCUUCCACAUUCCUAAUCGAGGUAAAAGGUACACCGCCACGUGUGUUGCAAGAGGAUUAUCAAAAGAAGAGCAAUUUGUACGAGUACACAACACAAACAACCAUUUUAUUGGAUUGCGUGGAAGACGCAACAGAGCCGGAAAGAGAGCUGACAGAUGUGCUCGGUCGGAUGCUUUGUGACGGAACAUGGAUAGUAACAACAAGGCUACAAUUUGAGCGGCACGGUUAUACAGGUGUAACUGCCAGCAAAGCACUUGAAGUUGGAGGGAAAUUUUGA
Messenger RNA from Caenorhabditis elegans, 443 nucleotides. Lineage: Eukaryota; Metazoa; Nematoda; Chromadorea; Rhabditida; Rhabditidae. The record is from the annotation of a RefSeq genome assembly.